Molecule: messenger RNA, 1650 nt
Organism: Entrophospora candida
Lineage: Eukaryota; Fungi; Glomeromycota; Glomeromycetes; Entrophosporales; Entrophosporaceae
Source: the annotation of a GenBank genome assembly
AUGACAAAGACAAAACAAAAAAAAUUUAAUAAUUUGGAUAUUAGCAAUAGCAAUAAUUUAGAUGGAGGCGAUGUAGUAGACCUUAAAACGCACGAAUUAGCUUUUGUCAAUAUAUGUUAUUCUUUAUAUGAAAAUUUUGAAUAUGAUGGUUCAUUUGUUAAUUUGUUAGAAGAUUCUGAAUUGUCCUAUAAGAUGAAUUCUUCUUUAUUUAAAAAAAAAGAUUUGGAAAUUUGUUGCAAAUGGGUUAUGGAAAGUGUUAAAGUUGGUCGACCUGGAUGGUUGUCACUCUUUAAAUUGAUGAUACAGUAUAUUGAUUUAUUCCCAAGACCUUCUUCAAUGAAUAUUAAAUCACCAACAUUUGGAUCAGAGAAAUUUUGGCCAUUUUCUUUAGAUGAUCAACUUACUAUAAUUUGCAAUCAAUUGAUUGCCACAUCAAAAUCCAAAGAAAUAAUCGAUAAAGCAGAUAAUAUUCAAGCUAAAAUGGUUGAUUCUUUGAUCAUUACAUCAGUUGUGUCCCCAUAUUAUACAUUACAUAGAUUGAUUGGUGAGGUUAUACAUAAUAAAGGACAAGGCAUUGUAAUACUUGAUAUCAUAAAUCAACUUGGAUCUUUGUGUUGGUAUAACCAAACAUCAAGAUCUCCAGCUAUUAUUAUUCAAGUGUUAAAAGAUGUUUUAUCAACAAUUGAUGAAAGUGAAGAUGGUUUGACGCAUCAAGAACAAAGGAAUUUGAUUGACUUUAUUAUUCAAGCAACGAUGAAUAAAAAGAAUUUAAAAAAACCUGCAAUUGAAUUAAAAAUUGAUGAAAUUGGUGAAAGUUGGUGGUUGAUUAGGGCAGAACCUCUUUUAUUGUUAAAUCAUUUAAUUAGAUUAUUUGAUCAACGUAAAUUAUUAUUGUCAUCGUCACCAUCAAUAUCUAUAACACUUGUUGAUGAUAUUCAUUUCUUACUGAAAGAGUUGUUAAGAUUAUUGACAGAGUAUUUCAUUUCAUUACCACAAGAUUACGAUCAAAAUGAGUACCAUCGUUCUAACGUUAAUUCGAUUAAAGAAUUAUAUAAAGAUUCCAAGGAUUAUAAUUGGGCAACUCAACUUUAUCUAUAUCAAUUCUUUGAAGUUUGUUCAUCAUGCUUUGGUUUUGAGGUAUCAAAACCCGCAAUACCAUCACUACUCUUUUCAUUUUGUAAUUUUUCAGAUAAAGAAUACACUGAAUCACCAUCUGAUGAGGAUAAUGUAAAGAAAUCUGGCGUGACUUUAUCAAAUCAAGUUAAAAAGAUGAAGCAGUUGAUUUUAUUUUUAGAGGCUUGUCAAGUUUCCUCUUGUUGGUGUGAGAAAUUUGUGUUGGCAUUAAAUAAUAAUCAGAAUGCUUCAAAACCAUAUUUACGUAAUCUUUUUAGAAAAGUAGCACCAUUGGCAUUUUGUUAUGUGCUUGCAAAUAGUGUUGAAGAAGAAGCCUAUGUUUUAUUAGAUACUAUGAUAAGAAAAUUGAUAGUUUAUGGAAUAAUAUCAGCAUCUGAAUUGUUAAUUGAUGAAAAUAAUAAUAAUAAAGAGUUAUUUGAAAUGGCCAUUUCAGAAAUAGAUAUUGAAGGUUCCUUAUCAAAAACUUUCUCUAAAUCUUAUUUUGGACAAACCAGCAAUCAGAAAAAAAUCGAAUAA